Molecule: messenger RNA, 3335 nt
Organism: Dunckerocampus dactyliophorus (ringed pipefish)
Lineage: Eukaryota; Metazoa; Chordata; Actinopteri; Syngnathiformes; Syngnathidae
Gene: xpnpep3
Product: X-prolyl aminopeptidase 3, mitochondrial
Exons: 12
Coding region: 85-1608 (507 amino acids)
Cellular component (GO): mitochondrion
Molecular function (GO): manganese ion binding; metalloaminopeptidase activity
Source: RefSeq, a predicted model, not a curated record
AGUACAUUGAGAAGGCUUUUAGCACCGGGUAGUGAGCAAUAAACGACAUGUGCCCGUGACCUGUGUGCUCGAGAGGCAGCGACGAUGGUGUCCUCGGGCGGUCGGGUGCUCUUCAGGGCUGCUUCCAAACUCCUGCCUCGACCAAGCUGGAGUCGAGGAUGUGUGUGGUGUCAAUGCAGGAGCAUUUCUGUGAAACCAGGAGGUUUGAAACCAAAGACAGUUCCCGCUCGCUACCUGGGCCAGCCAAGCCCUUUCACUCAUCCGCACCUCCUCAAAUGUGGUGAGGUGACACCCGGCCUGAGCCAAACGGAAUACGAACUCCGCAGACACAGACUGGCCUCUCUCAUUGAGGCCCAGUCGGACAGGCUUGGACCGCCGGCCUCCUCCAGCACCCAUGUGCUUAUUGUUUUGUCCCAUCCCACCCGCUACAUGACCAAUGACAUACCCUAUCCUUUCCACCAGAACCAGGAUUUCCUCUACCUUUGUGGCAUCUUGGAGCCUGACAGUGCUUUGGUUCUGUAUGGGAAAGGGCGACCAGACAAGACCAUCCUGUUUGUCCCACGUCGAGACCCAGGCAGGGAGCUGUGGGAUGGACCACGGUCAGGGAAGGAUGGAGCGGCUGCUUUAACUGGCAUAGAGAGGGUUCACAGCACAGAGGAAUUGGGCGUUGUCCUCAAAAGCAUUAAAGGUUCAACGCUGUGGUAUGAUAGCUCCAAUCCAUCCCACUCUCGCCUCCACCAAGCACAUGUCAGUCCCCUCCUAGAGGCGGGGGCCAUGCCACGCCCCCUCAGACCACUCAUUCAUUCACUCAGGGCCCUGAAAAGCUCAUCAGAGGUAGCCCUCAUGCAUGAGGCAGGUCGCAUCACAGCACAGGCGUUUAGGAGGACAAUGACUCUGUCUCUUGGGGAUGUGGAUGAAUCUUUGCUCUUUGCUAAGUUUGAUUUUGAGAACCGACUCCAUGGUGCUAACUUCCUGGCAUAUCCUCCGGUGGUAGCUGGAGGGAAUCGCGCCAAUACCCUGCACUACAUCAACAACAACCAGAUGAUUAAGGAUGGUGAAAUGGUGCUUCUCGAUGGUGGUUGUGAGUAUUUUGGUUAUGUCAGCGAUGUUACCCGAACGUGGCCGGUAAAUGGGAAAUUCAGUACUGCCCAGGCGGAACUUUAUGAAGCGGUCCUGGAGGUCCAGCUCUCCUGUUUAUCUCUGUGCUCUCCGGGUGUCAGUCUAGAUCACAUCUACAGUACCAUGCUGGCCCUGUUGGGAAGACAGCUCAAGCGUCUCGGCAUAGUCAAGGCCGGUACCAGUGAUGCUGAUGUGCUGAAGGCUGCAAGACGGUACUGCCCCCAUCAUGUCGGGCAUUAUUUGGGCAUGGAUGUCCAUGACACUCCUGAACUGUCCCGCUCGCAGCCUUUACAGCCUGGAAUGACCAUCACCAUAGAACCAGGAUUGUAUAUUGGUGAGGAAAACGAGCAGGCCCCAGAGCGUUUCCGCGGUAUCGGCAUCAGGAUUGAGGAUGACGUGCUGAUUCGGGACAAGGGGGGGCCUCUAAUUCUAUCCGCUGAUGCCCCAAAGACCAUCUCUGAUGUCGAACUGGCUUGUGCCCAAAGAUAGGGCAGGGGUGAGACAUGUCUGUGAUGGUGGACACUCGUUCUCUGCUCCUCAGCUGGCUCCAUGGUAAUCAGCUGAUCCAGGUACAUGGAAGAUGGCAGCACAAUAUUAGAACUAUUGUGUGUUUGCUAUACAGUCAUCACAUUCACAUUCAGUCAUGAUGUCAUGAUGAUUCAGUCAGAUGAAGUUUUUUUUUUUUUCCCCCCGGUAUACUGAUCGGCAAAACACCAAAACCUUGAUGACAACUAUGAUUUUUCUGGACGUUUGUCUGAACAUAUAAAAAAUAUCAAGAUCAUUUUGGCGUCUUGACGUCUACCCUAUGGGAACAUCAUUUUAUUCUUAUUGUCCUAGCACUGAACUUUGAAUCCAACUCGAGAAAUAGCUUAUUUAUCAUUUGUCAUACACAACACAGUACCCUACAUACACAUUGCAUUGUUUUCAGGUUUUCUGUCCUGUUUAUACACACAAAUCCUGAAUAAUAAGACCCACAUACCAUACCAAUAGAAUGAGUUAGUGUAUAUUGUCUGAUAAACUGAUCUAACCUGUUUUUUAAAGAAAAUUAUCUGUAUAUAUUGAAUGCAUGUUUAAAAUAUUUAUACAUGUUAAUAAAUUCUAGUUUAAUCCAACAGAAAACUACAGACCUACCUCUUUAGCAAAGUCAAACCAUGUUUUUGUGUUGCCUAACUAAAAGUAAAAGAUGCAAGUGAGAAGUAGUCAAAAUUAAACCUUUUUUUUUUUAUUAAGUGUUUACAUAUUGAUUUCGGACUGUAAACCGGGUGGUACAAUUCCGUGCAGAACAUGAAUUAAGCAUCUUCCCCGUUCUCUCUUGCCACAUCCAGUAUGGCGGUGACGUCUAUUUAUGAUUCAGUGCUCAAUGCAGCGUCUACGUCACCCCAGAAACUCAAACAUCCGCAAGAAGUCCACCUACCCGACUUACUUGAACGCGUUAGCCCAGCACAGGAACUGGCACAUGCGCAACAAAGACUUGGGCGUUUUGAACGACUCCGUCAAUACUCUACCAUCUUUAUUGCAAAGUGUGAGUGUGCCCUUAUAAAACUUCAAUCUAGAAGUUGUCCUGCCUUUUUCACCAUCAACAAUAGUGGUUCAUCUGAUCAUUUCCAUUUCAUUACUCAUAGAUCUAAACAAGUGGUCCAAAAUGCCUGAAUACUAAAAUAAAUCUAAGAGACUCUUGUUUCUGAAUUUUGAUGACAAAGUUCUGACAAAAGUUUCCAGUUCAAGCUUUAUAAAACAACCCAUUCUACAAGUUUUCACUCAUUUAAAUGUACCACGCGCCACUGCCCUGCCUUGGUUAGGUUCUGCACUUGCUUCAAGCAUCGUAUUCAUGCUCCUUCAUUGCAAGCCACGGCCCAUGUAACACACAUGUACUUGCAUUAGUUAGCUUUGUUGUCAGCCAAUAAUAGAGAUUUGGCAAAGUUUAGCAUUAACUGUUAUUGGUUAUCAUAACCACACAAUGACUCCAAAUUGUCGGUCGACUCUCUGAGACUGGUUUUGUGUACGCGCUACAGACACAUGUAUGUGUAUAUGAGACAGCGUUAAACUUUUUUUUUUUGCAAAGUUUAACUUUGAAUUGUGAUAGAUUUACACAUUUAUUUGUUCUGUUCUUUGAAACCACUAGUGUUCUUUUGGUAUGUUUUGGUUGAAAAAGUAUAAUAGCACCUUGAAUGUUCGGUUUUUAUAUUGGCCCGCGGCACUUUGUAGAAAUACAAUUA